Echinostoma caproni is the source of this 516-nucleotide messenger RNA. The record is from the annotation of a GenBank genome assembly. NCBI's taxonomy places the organism in Eukaryota, Metazoa, Platyhelminthes, Trematoda, Plagiorchiida, Echinostomatidae.
AUGUAUCAAAGCUUUAUGGAUAGUGUCACUCCGUAUUUAAUUCCGAGGUGGAUUGCAACCGGUUUUCUGUUUUUCUUCUAUUGGUUUCGUGUGCUGCUUCUGCAGGGAUUUCACGUAGUGAGCUAUGCAUUAGCUAUCUAUCUACUGAAUCGUCUUAUCGGAUUUUUGUCUCCUAUGAUUGAUCCUGACAUGGAUCCGGACACCGAUCCUGUACUACCUAUGAAAUCAUCUGAAGAUUUCCGACCGUUUUUGCGACGUCUACCUGAACUUAAAGUUUGGAAUUCGUGCACAUUGGCACUGUUGAUCUCAAUUGUGUGCACAUUUUUCCCAUUUCUGGAUAUUCCAGUAUUUUGGCCGAUUUUGGUGAUUUAUUUCUUCCUAUUAUUUUAUCUGACUAUGAAGCGACAAAUACUGGUGAGUUUCCACUUUCGCAUGAUUUCUCUUGGAGAGCACAAUUUUGUUUCUCACAAAGCUGGCGUUACCCUACACAACCUCUGCUCAGGUUGCUUAAAUUAG